AUAUGGUAAUACCUUGCAGUACUGCAUUGGCAUCCAAAGAAAGAUGCCCGCGAUUAGUUCGGUGGCAUUCUGGGGCAUUAUUACUACACUUCAGUAGUUAAUAGCUUCCGGAAUGCUGGGUACAUACGACAUAAACUUUCAUCCAAUCGACUUGAGCCAAACUUCUUAACCCAUCUAUCUAUACGUCGUUGAGACGAACCCAUUUUUUGGAUGUUAUAUUACGUUGGUCGUACCCGCAAAAUAACAUCGUUAUGCUUUGCAUCUUCGACAACUGCUGCUGCCAUUCUAUGCUGCAUUUUGUAAGCGUGCAUAUAUCUAUAUACGUGCUGGCCAAUGCGAAUCCCAACAUUAUGUACUGGAGUGCAUCGUCCCUUUUUGCUUGAGUAGUUCUUCCUAUCUUUUUUCCCGAACUCAAGCACAUGCGUACACAUAGAAAGCGAAUAGGCACUACAGCGAGUGAGAGCAGUGCCGUGUGUGUAUUUGUCGCCUCUUGUGCAGCGGAAGAACCUUGGCGCAGGCAAUUUUAAUGUUUCUCUACCAUGCAGCGCCACAACUGAUCCAGUUCGGCAUUCUCACCAGUGAGCAGGAAAAAAAUUAUGGAAAUCUUCCCUCAGCAUUAUCGUCGUCGGCAGAUAUCUGCCUUAGCCAUCGAUACUGCCCACGUUGAUUUAGCGGAUCAUCAAGCAGGCGUAAUAUGAUCUAUGUGUGCAAACAGAUCCCACAAACUGAAAGGGGUUUAAGGACCGUCGGUAAGAUGAGAAUAAAGACGAAUUGAAGUUGAACGUUGAGGCGUGCGCGCGCGGACGUCGAGCCAGGGAUUGGCUGUGUAGUUUGGAUGUUACAGCAACUAAUACACUAUCUAUCGUAAUCGACUUGUUAACGAAGUUCCCUAGCCUGCAGGCAAAUACAGCCCGGGUAUUUUUUCGGGGACAAAAAAUACCAUCAAUCUGCUACCAACUCGGUUAUCUGCAGUGCAUUGCCAGUGUAUCGGCAACGCCGGGAUUAUGCUUAAAGAUUACUUUGACCGAUAUGCUCCACUGGACUGGUCCCAAACGGUGUCUUAAAUACUGCAAGUGACCUUUGCGGAAAUAUUGUAACGGAAGCGAUAUUUGUGAAUGCGCGUGGUAUGGAGGAUAUGGGGGAUUUUCUAUGCCGUUUAGUGUGACAUCUCCGCUACGGAUCACUGCCUGUUUGGAGUUGUUUUUUGCUCAGCUACUCGUGGAAUAUUAUAACCGUGGCUGCUGCUGGCUGCCAGAAGCGGCAGUCGUUGCAGUAGUGAUUACGAGGAAAGAUGCAGCUGGGUGAUAGGGGCACUGUGCUGAUCCAUGACAAAUCCUCGGUCAGACAGUCGUCGCGGCUACCGUUAUCCGUUGUGCUGAAAAGGAAGUGCAUUUCAUUGUGCGGUUACUGGGGAAUGCUGAUCAUGUUACUGUAUGGAUUCGGCCCAGUCACGGCAACGCCCAGAGGACCACUUCGAGGACGGAAUCAUCAAACUGGUCAGAUAUUUACGGAGAAGGAGAUUCUGGAUAUGCUACUGGAGAACUACGAUAAUAAACUCCGUCCACGGACAACCGUCAACGGCACAGCUGGCCCAGUUUAUGUGCGCGUUAAUCUACUGGUGCGAAGUAUAUCCAAAGUCGACGAUUUAAAUAUGGAGUACAGCACACAGUUAACGUUUCGGGAGGAAUGGAAUGAUGACCGACUGGCGUAUGAUGAUGGCGGUUCUCAUGAAUAUUUGGUACUGCCUGACCCCGACCGAAUUUGGAAGCCUGAUUUAUUUUUCCAAAACGAAAAAUCGGCACAUUUGCACAACAUCCUUGUCCCUAACGUCUUCUUUCGCAUUUAUCCUAACGGGGACAUUAUGAUGAGCAUUCGAUUAUCUAUAACACUCGGAUGUCCCAUGGAUCUGCGGUUUUUUCCCAUGGACCGGCAAGUCUGCGAAAUUCGCAUGGCCAGCUACGGCUAUACGACACGCGAUAUUGACUUUGCAUGGAAAACAUCCUCGGAUCCCGAAUUCUAUCCCGUGCAGGUGGCACCGGAUUUAUCUAUGCCACGAUUCAGAUUAGCCGGACGCCGCGUCGGAUUGUGCUCUUCGAACACGGCAACCGGAAGUUACAGUUGCCUCAAAGUGGCGCUAUUUUUCCAACGGGAGUUCUCCUAUUAUCUGGUGCAAGUUUAUGUGCCCACCUGUAUGUUGAUUUUUGUCUCCUGGGUAUCAUUUUGGCUGGAUCCAGAAGCAACACCAGCUCGGGUUUCGCUGGGUGUUACAACUCUUUUAACAAUGGCCACAACCCAGUCUGGUAUCAACUCCCAGUUACCCCCCGUCUCAUAUACGAAAGCAAUCGAUGUAUGGACCGGCGUGUGCAUCACAUUCAUUUUCGGAGCAUUGUUAGAGUUUGCAUUUGUAAAUUACUGGAGCCAAGUGGAUAAAGCCCGGCAGCGCAAACAGCAAGAAGCAAACAAAAAGGAGGAAGCAGCUCGUAAGGAACUGGAAGCAGCGGCCACCGCCGGCACGGCUGCACAUGCAGCCGGUAAUCUCGGACCAAAAAAGCCCAGCCAGACAUCAUUAGAUCAUUAUGGACAGCAUCGUAUGCACUCCAUGAAUCGGCGCUCACAAAGGUCACCGGUCUAUCGGACCGGAAGUAGUGGCACACGGCUGGAUACGGAAAACGAGCUGCUGGAAGUCGAACGUAAUCCAUCCGCUUACGCACUGCGGCCACUGCUACCUCAGCGAUCGAAAAGCCGAUUAAACACAUCGGGCGAUAAUCAUCCGUCUUCCUUCUUAAUCCAAACCUGCGCCGAAUGCAACGAUAUGGGCAUCAGCGUAGACGAUGGCCUGCCGGACUACCAGAACUACGACGCCGAUCUGCACAAUGACAUGGAGGAAACCGCCCUGGACGAGGGUGACGGCGGCGGGAUGGUGCGAAUGCGCAGCAUCGGACGUAAUCGAUCACAGCGCAGUAACAAGAGCUCACUGCGCUGCACCAUGCACGAUCCGCACUUCACCCUACUGUCCAAUCCUUCCAUAUCGGCAGCGGAUCUGGAGGCCGGAAAUGCUCAUAAUGUAGCGGCCGCCACGGCGGCUGCCGCGGCGGCACACCGGCACGCCAUGACCAAUCACAUCGGCGGCAGUGGGACGAUGCUGCCCGGUGCCGGGUCCAGACGCGACUUACAUGCAUCGAGUGAUUUAGAUGAUCAUAAACGAGUUGCUCAACCGAAACAGCGAAGUUGCUUCGGCGGCCGUAUACGCGUACCGUCGAAGCGUGCCAAGAAAAUUGAUUUCUUCUCCCGGUUGGUGUUCCCUCUGGUGUUCCUCAUCUUCAAUUUACUGUACUGGAAUCUCUAUUUGGGCAACGUGCGAGAAUGGCCAGAGAAUAUAUAAGUGAUUUGGGUUCGGCGUGAUGCAUCGUCAUGGAACACUUUUCUCAAGAGACCAAAAUUGUAUUUAAGAUUUUAACUCAAUACAUUAUACAUACCCCGAAUAACAUUUUAUUGUCAACCUGAGAGUGUGGUGAUGAAUGGGAAUGUCAGUGGUGAUUACGCAGAUCUGAUCCGUUGAGUUGCGGCUUUAAUUUACACUAUUAAUUUUGACCUUUGACUUUAAUUUCAAUGCAUUCCACGCAAUACUCAAAAGAGCGGCCUUAAUUAUUUACUGUUCUGAUUUUACUGAUAUCUGAUUUAACUUCUAUGCAGUGAGAUGUCGUCAAAACCGGUUAAUUUAAUUAAAAGAAGAGAA
Molecule: messenger RNA, 3736 nt
Organism: Paramacrobiotus metropolitanus
Lineage: Eukaryota; Metazoa; Tardigrada; Eutardigrada; Parachela; Macrobiotidae
Product: gamma-aminobutyric acid receptor subunit alpha-2-like
Exons: 15
Coding region: 1292-3382 (696 amino acids)
Biological process (GO): chloride transmembrane transport; signal transduction; chemical synaptic transmission
Cellular component (GO): synapse; membrane; neuron projection
Molecular function (GO): extracellular ligand-gated monoatomic ion channel activity; neurotransmitter receptor activity; chloride channel activity
Source: RefSeq, a predicted model, not a curated record